AUGUUUGACUUGGGUGCAGUACCGUGUGUUGCCCACGACCUUUUCGAAGGAUGGGUUAAUUAUGAUUUGUUCAUGAUUUUCAAGAGAAUUGUCAAAAGUGGUAUCGUAUCUAGGUGCUAUUUGCAAGGUCGAAUCAACAGUCUAUUCAAGCAGCUCAAAAUAAGUACAAAAAUUGAGUUAAACUUUACCCGAAAAGCUUGCAAUAUUAAGGCCAAAGCAUGUGACGUGUGGCACCUCGUGCAGAUCAUACCAUUCAUUUUUCUGAAAAAAGACAUAAACUACAGUCAACCAGAAAUCAUAAUGCUGCUUCUUAUUAAAAAAGUUACAGAUAUAAUAACGUCUCCGAUACAGUCCACUGCCCAAAUAAAAAUCUUGGAAACAGAUUUGGAAGAAUACAUUGAACUCAGAACAACCCACUUCAAAGAAGCGUUAAGACCAAAACAUCACUACACUCUUCAUUAUCCGCGUUACAUACUGUGGCUGGGGCCGAUUAUAUCGUACUGUACCCUGUUUUGCGAAAGAAAGCAUUGUUUUUUUAAGCGGUGUAUCAGAACCACUAUAAACUUUAAGAACGUGGUAAAAUUUUCUAGUGAACAACACCAGUAUUACCAGGGCCUUUUAAAUACCCAAACCGAACGCUUGAAGAAUAAUUUCUUGUUAGAAAAAUAUGUAGAAAGCAUUUCGAGCUUGCCGAAGUCUUCUCAAACUGCAUUACACGAGUUUUGUCUAGACAACGAUCAGAACGUAUUUGUGGAGCAAGGCACGUUUAUGGGAUACACAUAUUCUGCCGGAGAUUAUCUGUUUCUGCGUCAUGAUGAAUAUGGUGAAUGGUUCUAUGUGGUGAAAAUCAAAUUGUUGGUGUUGAAUCCAAAAACUGAAAGCGUCACUGUGUUUGGGAAUGAAUUGAUCGCGGUGAACAUUUUCGAACGAGGGAUUAUAGAGAUAAGUGAAUCCAAUGAACAUCCGGAAAAAUUGAUAUGUUUAUCAAUAGAAGAUUUUGUUGAUCGUGCUCCUUUGCUUCCGUUUGUUGAAAGUAACAAGGUAUACCUCUUCAUCAAACAUUCAAUACCGCCGACGACAGAGAGCUGUUGAAUAGAUAACGACAAUGAAUACAGUACUGCCAUUUAAAGUUUGCGACUCGUCGCGACAAACAAGACAUGUAAUCUUCGCAACGGGAACGAUCAACGGCCUAAUCGAACAAGCAACCAUCAAAUUUCAACGACCGUUCCAGCACAUCGUGCUUGCAAACGACGGAUGCGAGCUAUCAAGCGACAUGGCAUUGGCAGCGUUUAGCAAAGACUUGCUUAUGAUGCUGGAGUCCGGAGAAACCUGGAUUCCUGAAGGAUUUUAUGCAACCGACACCCAAGCACAGGACAGCGCUGAAGGUAUGUAAAUGAUUCUGAAUCAAAACGUUGAACAUAUUGAAUCACCUUAUUUUCCUCAAGCGUAGAGGAGUAGAACUGCUAAACUUGUAUAUCAGAGUGACCAAGCUUGACUCGUCUUGCAAAUAUUUAAAAUUGAAAUCAUCUUCUCAGCAGCAACAUUUGUCACAUCGAUGUACGAGUCGAGUCGCAUGACCCUAAGCCACCAACUAGUAGGACGUGUCCUACUAGUACCCUUUGAACAGUUUCUGUGUUAUGUUAAAAUGAUAAUACUUACGGUUAUAGGCAUUACCGUAUUAUGCUUCACGACCUGAAUAGCUUGGUCCUGGCCUUAGCAUCAUCGACUUUUCGAAGGAAGUAUAUAGCAUACUAUCAGUCCCAGCUGAAUUUCCAAUGCAAAUGGGACAGAUAUGCGAUUCACGGCAGUGUAGGUAACC
Aedes albopictus (Asian tiger mosquito) is the source of this 1819-nucleotide messenger RNA. RefSeq lists its product as uncharacterized. The transcript has 2 exons. Lineage: Eukaryota; Metazoa; Arthropoda; Insecta; Diptera; Culicidae. The coding region runs from base 1 to 1092 and encodes 363 amino acids. The record is from RefSeq and is a predicted model, not a curated record.